AUGCUGUCUCUUCAAUUACUUGUGCUAUUCCUAUCCAAACUUUUUCUGCUUCAAUCUACUUUUGCAAUUGAUUUUGCCUUCAAUGGUUUCAAUUCUUCUGAUAUCUUGCUCUAUGGCAAUGCAACAAUAGAUUCUGGUGUUCUUUCUCUUACUGAAAAUAGCACCUAUUCUAUUGGUAGAGCUCUCUACACUGCCAAGGUACCCACAAGGUAUCCAAACUCCUUAAACCUUCUGCCUUUCACAACCUCUUUCACCUUUUCUAUAUCUCCAAACAAGGAUCUUCUCGGGGGCCAUGGAUUCGUCCUCAUUUUUGUCCCUGCUCCUGGUAUCCAAGGUGCCUCUGCAGCGCAGUAUCUUGGCUUCUUGAACAAUACAAACGAUGGUAAUCCUAGCAACCAUGCUUUUGGUAUCGAAUUUGAUGUGUUCCAAGACAAAAAAUACGGCGAUAUUGACAAUAAUCAUGUUGGUGUUGAUGUCAAUUCUCUAACUUCUCUGGCUUCUUACAAAGCCGGAUACUGGUUUGCCGAUGACACGAAGGAGGACAGUAACAACACUAAUUGGUCUUUCAAGGAAGUAGAGCUGAACGAUGGAGCCAAUUACCAGGCAUGGAUUGAGUUCUGGAACAACCAGCUCAGCAUCACAUUGGCUCCAGAAAACAUAAAAAAGCCAGGGAGACCUUUGAUUAUGGUUCCUCUUGAUCUCUCUGAUGUUUUCCUUGAUGAAAUGUACGUGGGGCUCACUGCAUCAACCGGAGCAAACAUGGGACUUGUAACCUCCCUUCUUCUACCCCCCUUUCUUCUUCAUAUGGGAGACCAAAUGGCCGAACUGUGGGGGUUCGUGUUCACUCCAAACUUGAUGGUAGCCAAGAACUAUCAAAUAAAUGUCAAUGCUAGACGCAUCACAAGAUUUCAUGAGCUCAUUGGUGCAAUGAACGUAGCUAAAAAGCACGAUAAUAUACUUCUGAAGAACUAUAACUCUAGACCCGUGGGAGCUAAGUCAAUUCCGGAGUUUAAUUAUGGUCGUGUCUCUAAGAGAGGUCGCAAGGGGCGAAACCCUAAGGAUAGGGAUAAUUCUCGCCCUAAAGAGGAAUGA
This is a messenger RNA of Rosa chinensis, 1092 nucleotides long. Its product is annotated as lectin-like protein At3g16530. Lineage: Eukaryota; Viridiplantae; Streptophyta; Magnoliopsida; Rosales; Rosaceae. Gene Ontology annotation, molecular function: carbohydrate binding. The transcript has 2 exons. Bases 1 to 1092 code for a protein of 363 amino acids. The record is from RefSeq and is a predicted model, not a curated record.